Molecule: messenger RNA, 1684 nt
Organism: Tripterygium wilfordii
Lineage: Eukaryota; Viridiplantae; Streptophyta; Magnoliopsida; Celastrales; Celastraceae
Product: ethylene-responsive transcription factor RAP2-7-like
Exons: 9
Coding region: 263-1684 (473 amino acids)
Biological process (GO): regulation of DNA-templated transcription
Molecular function (GO): DNA-binding transcription factor activity; DNA binding
Source: RefSeq, a predicted model, not a curated record
CCUCUCUAUAUCUCUCUUUUCCUAUACAUCUGUCUUGCAUCUCAACCUUUUGCAGGCCAUUUCUCUCUCCAUUUGUCCAUAUAACCUGACACCACAGACCCUCCCUUUCUCUUCCAAAUGCACCUUCUCUGACCUUUCUUUUAUCCCCAUCCGUUACACUUCAAAACAAACUCUUCUUCUUCAUCUUUUGUUUAUAUAAUAUAUAAAUACUUGGAAUCUGUUUUGAAUAAUUAAGAAAAACCCAAAUUGAGGAUUUGAAGCUAUGUUGCUGGAUCUUAAUCUUGAUAUUCUUUCCACUACUACUGACUCGUCUUGUUCAAGAAGAACCCAAAUGGAAGAAGACUCUGCAGGGACUUGUAAUUCAUCAAUAGUCAAUAUUGGUGAUGAAAACUCAUCCAACAACAACAAAACCUCUGUUUUCCUUUUUGAUAUCUUAAAACAGAGCAACCACCAUGCCUCCUCCUCCACCACCACCACCAGUGAUGGAAAAGAAACUGAUUUUGGGUUGAAGUCCGGGUUAAUGGGUUCCUCUGUAAGGCCUCAAUGGCUUAACUUAUCGUGUGUGGAGUUCCGCAGAGAGACAGAACUGAUAACUCUGCAGCAGCAGCAGAACCAGCCAGUGAAGAAAAGUAGGCGUGGACCAAGGUCUAGGAGCUCACAGUACAGAGGAGUCACGUUUUAUCGGCGAACGGGUAGAUGGGAAUCACAUAUAUGGGAUUGUGGAAAGCAAGUGUAUUUAGGUGGGUUCGACACUGCUCAUGUUGCUGCAAGGGCAUAUGAUAGGGCUGCAAUAAAGUUCCGAGGAGUAGAUGCUGAUAUCAAUUUCACUUUGAGUGAUUAUGAUGAAGAUAUGAUACAGAUGAGGGAUCUAAGCAAAAAAGAAUUUGUGCAAGUUCUUCGUCGAAAAAUCUCCGGCUUCGCCCGGGGAAGAUCGAAAUAUAGAGGUGUGACACUGCCUAAAUCCGGUCGAUGGGAAGCUAGAAUGGGACAAUGCCUUGGGAAGAAGGCCUAUGACAAGGCUGCCAUCCAAUGUAAUGGAAGGGAAGCUGUGACUGAUUUCGAGCCCGGAACAUACAAAAUGCAGAUACCUGUAGACAUGAAUAAUGGAGGUAUCAGACAUUCUGAUGUCUGUGCUCAUGAUCUUGAUCUGAGCCUAAGGAUAUCAGCAUCGGAAGGUUGUUCGAAGGGGAUCGACAAUGCAAAGGGUUUCGAUUUUCGAUGUAAUGCCGUUGAGAUACACAGCAAAGAGAAAGCAAUGGUUGCCAAUUCUACUUUUGCCGUCAGGAGGAAUGGACAGCCAUCCCAAUCCUAUGCUUCAACAGAGGCAUCUAAGCAUCAUAUCAUGUGGCCUAGCAUAUAUCCUGCUUCGUCAACAAACUAUUUGCAACAUCAGGAUUCUAUUCUUCUUCUUCUUCAACAAUCACUGCCUCCUCGGCCACCCUUUCGCUCAAUCUACAUAACCGUUCUCUCAAGAAUAUUAUGUAUAACCUUCCGAUACCGGCCGCAUCCACCACUAGCUGUUCCUCUCAGCUCUACAAUUACAGAAGCUGAAAUCAACAAUGUUGAAAUGCAACAAUUUGUGAAUCGUAAUUCUUGUCACACCUUGAAUUUUGACUUAAUUUACCUUGUUAUCAGCUUAGAAAUUAAAUUUGGUGUACGUGAAUCUGAUUGUCCGAAUCUAUAG